Molecule: messenger RNA, 445 nt
Organism: Rhizophagus irregularis DAOM 181602=DAOM 197198
Lineage: Eukaryota; Fungi; Glomeromycota; Glomeromycetes; Glomerales; Glomeraceae
Source: RefSeq, a predicted model, not a curated record
GCCACCAGUUCUCAUACCGACUGAAUGUCUUCUCAUGAUAUUUCAAAAUAUAGCAAAUGAUAUACAGUGUUUGCAUUCUUGUAUUCUUGUGAGUCGUUCUUGGUGCAGAAAUGCUAUACCUUAUUUAUGGGCUCGACCUUUUAGCACGGCAUCCAAAGAAGCAAAACUUAUUAAAACUUAUAUUUCAUGUUUAGAGGAUGAAGACAAGUCUUUAAUAGAAGAAGAUAUUAUUCUUCCUGAUUUACCAAAACCUUUUUUCGAUUAUGCUAGUUAUUUAACAGAAUUUAAAUAUAAUCGAUUAAAGUCAGCUGUAGAAUUAUGGAUUAAAAUUAAAGAUCAGUUAUCUACUUCUUCACCUAAUAAUCCGAAAGUGUAUGGGAUAACAAAGGCCUUGUGUAAUCUUUUAAUGAGAAAAUGUUCAAGAUUAGAAGCUCUUUCUAUUAUU